GUUUGAAGGAAUAUUGCAUUAUUUGUAGUAAAAUUCCAAGUUACGACUUUGCUAGACAUAAAUGAAUGGAUGAUACCUUUGUGUAUCAUUUAACGAAGUUGCUGCUUGAAGUCAACUACGUACAGAUUUUUUUUGGUGCCCCUUCCAUGCGCUCUGCGAUACCACUGAUCUAGAUUAUUUGAAUAUUUAAAAACGAGGAACUAUAUUGCUGAAAUGUCAAAAGGAAGAAACAUGACAUCAAAAAUCAUUUUGAACUAUUUCCUUAUGACAGUGCUGCUUGUGGCUUUUUACCAUUUAAUCGUAAAUGAUGUUGCAGCAAAUAAUAUUCCAGAAACUGACCUGGAAAACGAAAUUUUACCUCCAUAUGAAGAAUCUUCUAUAAUAGAAAACAAUCAAAGACAUCCUCAACACAAUCAAUUACACAGACCAGAAGAAACAAGGAGUAACAGUGGAGGAAGCAAUAUUGAAAGUUACCAAACACGAAACUUAAAAAUGUUUCCAAUGAUGAAUAUGGCCGGAAACAGCACUAAUCCAAUGAGUAAUUUCUGUAAAAGAAUACAAGAUUCAAUGAGUCAAUUUUUAAAAAUGUUUGGACUCAGCCAAUAAGCAUUUGUAAAUGCAUGUUUUAAAUAAAAACAAUUAUUUACUUGA
Parasteatoda tepidariorum (common house spider) is the source of this 651-nucleotide messenger RNA. RefSeq lists its product as uncharacterized. The record is from RefSeq and is a predicted model, not a curated record. NCBI's taxonomy places the organism in Eukaryota, Metazoa, Arthropoda, Arachnida, Araneae, Theridiidae.